Messenger RNA from Panthera uncia (snow leopard), 3449 nucleotides. It is a transcript of the gene PLA2G12A, whose product is annotated as phospholipase A2 group XIIA. Gene Ontology annotation, cellular component: extracellular region; cytoplasm. Bases 128 to 700 code for a protein of 190 amino acids. Lineage: Eukaryota; Metazoa; Chordata; Mammalia; Carnivora; Felidae. The transcript has 4 exons. Gene Ontology annotation, biological process: lipid catabolic process; proteolysis; arachidonate secretion. The record is from RefSeq and is a predicted model, not a curated record. Gene Ontology annotation, molecular function: A2-type glycerophospholipase activity; calcium ion binding.
AGGGCCCGCGUCCCAGUUCGGAAGGAGGCGUGGGCAUGUAGCCUGCUGGGGACUUAGCAGCUGGGGGCUGGCGCCGCUUCCAAGGCGCCCCGUGGGCUCCGUGGGGGCACGGCCCGGCGCAGCGCUGAUGGCCCUGCUCCCGCGGCCCGCGCUCGCUCUCCUGCUACUCCUCUUCCUGCCCGCACCUCUCAGGUGCCAGGAGCAGGCCCAGACCACCGACUGGAGGGCCACCCUGAAGACCAUCCGGAACGGCGUUCACAAGAUAGACACGUACCUGAACGCCGCCUUGGACCUCCUGGGAGGCGAGGACGGGCUCUGCCAGUAUAAGUGCAAUGACGGAUCUAAGCCUUUCCCACGUUAUGGGUAUAAACCCUCCCCGCCGAAUGGAUGUGGCUCUCCACUGUUUGGUGUUCACCUCAAUAUUGGCAUCCCUUCCCUGACAAAGUGCUGCAACCAGCACGACAGGUGCUACGAGACCUGUGGCAAAAGCAAGAAUGACUGUGAUGAGGAAUUCCAGUAUUGCCUCUCUAAGAUCUGCCGGAACGUGCAGAAGACACUCGGGCUGGCUCAGCAUGUUCAGGCGUGUGAAACAGCAGUGGAGCUCUUGUUUGAUAGUGUUAUACAUUUAGGCUGCAAACCAUACCUGGACAGCCAACGAGCCGCAUGUAGGUGCCGCUAUGAAGAAAAAAGUGAUCUUUAAAGAAGAUGCUGACAGGCGGUGACAGCAGAAGGGGACAGAAGAAUCUAACCUUUGACAAAGAAAUAACGUUUUACAGCAUAAAGCUGCCUUACUUUUGUGAAAGGAUUAUUUUAAGAUUUAUUUUGACAUUCAAACUAAAGCAAAAAGUGGGGGAGGUGAUCUUCCUGGACAUUGCUGCCUUAGUGUGCCAAGUUGUCUUGACCGAUCUCAGAAAAAGGUGUGUGUUAAGGGGAGAAUAUUUUAAAAGAAGCAGUCUGUAACUCAGUUUUCACAACUGUGUUUACCAAAACAAUGAAGUCACAUGUAAAAUGGAUUACAAUGUGUGUUUAGCAUUAUCUUAUUUGAAAAUACGGGGAAAUCUUCACUUAGAAAUAUAUGUUUAUUACAAAAUUUUAACUAUACAUUUUAUGCUUGGAAGGAUCUGACUUUAUUUUUCUCUAUUUUAAUUAACACAUGAUAUGCUGUUUUCUUGUAGCCCAUUGAGCAUAUGAAUAAGUCUCACUUCUAUUAUUUUAUUUUAAUAUAAUUUAUUGUCAAAUGAUAGCUAACAUACAGUGUGUAAAGUGUGCUCUUGGUUUUUGGGGUAGAUUCCCGUGGUUCAUCACUUAACAUACAAUACCCAGUGCUCAUCCCAAGUGCCCUCCUCAAUGCCCAUCACUAUUUCCCCCUCUCCCCCACCUCCCCCAUCCACCCUCAGUUUGUUCUCUGUAUUUAAGAGUCUCUUAUGGUUUGCCUCCCUCCCUCUCUGUCGGUAACUAUUUUUCCCCUCUUCCCUUCCCCCAUGGUCUUCUGUUAAGUUUCUCAAGAUCCACAUAUGAGAAGUCUCACUUCUAUUAAUGACAAGACUGGUUACAAGGACAAGGUUUCCAUGUCUCUUUUUCUUGUAAAAUUGGUGGCCUCUUGGGGAGCAAAACCAGGAUAACUAAGUAUUAUGUAAUGUGCCUAGAAGGUGACAUAAACAAAAUUCAGAUGCCCAGCCACUCCCAUUUUAUGAACUAUUCAUAUGAGAAAUACCAUAUUUUGCUAUAACCUUUGGCUAAAUUGAAGAAAACACGAAUUUAAUGAGACAAAUGAAAAGGUGCUUCACAUACACAUUAGAGCAUUAUAUGCUGCCCUGCUUUGGUGUUUAUUCCUUAGCACUUGGUCCUCAUAGUAGAUUCAGGUGUAUUUUUAAGACGGUAACCUUUUCCUAAUAGCAGUCUUAUUACUAAACAUUGUUUUUGAAAAAAAUUUUUUAAGUCUUUAACUGUGGAGUCAAAACAGAUGGUAAAGCAAGAUACAAAGAGCUAUCUUUUGUAGAUUUCUUAUUUACAUUGAAAAUUAUUAGCAGAUGUUUAAAAGCAAAUCCCAGACCCUUAACUACCUCUGAAAAUGUCUGUGUGUGUUGAAAGCUUUCUACCCUUUGGAAAGCCCAGCUGUAUUCCUCUAUGCCUCUUUGCUUACCACCGGCUGUUGACUCUCCCUAGCCUACGAUCCCAAGCCAUACAUAACUUUUGGGUAACCUAUGGUCAGAGUUAUUAAGAUGAACUGCUUGGAAUGUCAGAGAAGGCAGCUCCAGGAGAAGUGGUUCUUUUUAAGUCAUUACAGGCAGAAGUGGGCAGAAAGAAAAGUAUGUUCUAGAGAAAGGGCCACAUUCCUAACUUUGGAUAUAUAUCAUCGCUGGGAACCUGAUAACUUCCCAAACCGAGCUGGUGGAGCUAUUCUGCUAAGAGAUGUGUUCUCUGUGAGACAGGGCAAGUGUAUCCCUUGUGACUAAUGGAGCAAACUGGGGUCUAACUUAAAUGUUUGGAACCCUUAAUUGAUACUUUCCAGACUUUUUAAAAAGCAGCAAUUUUAUAAGCUCUCUAUCAAUAUUUACUAUUGAAAUACUUGACCAGGUAACUUUUAAACUUAUAAUAAAUUGAUGGGUUUUCUUGGCAGCAUUGGUUUCUCAAGAGGACAGACUCAGAAUUCUAUAAAAUAUUUAAUUCAUGGUCAUAAAUUAUACACAAAGAUCAGUAGAAACUAUUUUUACAUGUUAAGAUUUUGAUCUCGGAAUAAUUUUAAGAUUUACAGAAAAGUUGCUAAAAUAAUCUAGACUUGCUCUGUACUCCUUACCCCUAACAUUUUACAUAACCAUGAAACAUUUGUUAAGAAAUCAACUCUAGACUUCAUUUGGAUUGCAUUGGUUUUUCCACUAAUGUCAUUUUUAUUUUCCAUGAUCCAAUCUAAGAUACCACAUUGCAUUUAGUCAUCAUGUCUGAUAAACCUCUGGUCUGUGACGGUUCCCUCAGGCUUGUUUUUCAUAAUCUUGACGGUUUUGAGGAGUACUGGUCAGUAUUUUGCAGAAUGCCCCUCAAUUUGAGCUUGUCUGAUGUUUCCCUCAUAAUUGCACUGGGGUUAUGGAUAUUUAGGAAGAAAACCACAAAGGUGAAGAAGGGUUCUUCUCAUCAAAUCAUAUCAGUAAUUGAAUGUUAUCAACUUGAUGGUAUGUUAACUCUGGACACUUCUUAUUUUUUUCUUUCCAUACUUCUGUUCUUUGGAAGUCAGCCCCCAGGUCAGUCUGUGGUGAGUCUAUGAUGAGCGGGCAAGAUUCUGUUCCACCUUCUGGAAGGGGGAGUAUCUUUAUGUGGUACUUGGAAUUUUUCUGUAAGAAAAAUUUGUCCCCUCCCACCUCAAUUAUUAUUAUUUUUUUACAUUUAUUUAUUUUUGAGGGAGAGAGAGACAGAGCAUGAGCAGGGAAGGGGCAGAGAGAGAAGGAGACACAGAA